UCCGCCUUCCCGCGCGGGCCGGGCGAUGGCGGCGCGGGGGUCCGGGCUCCGUCCGCUCCGCCUCCUCCUCCUGCUUCAGCUGGUCGCGGGCCGCUGGGGUCCCGCCGGCGCCGGGGGCGACGCUCCGGGAGGAUUGUCUGAACCAUCCUUUGUUGCAAAACAUGAAGAUAGUUUGUUUAAGGAUUUAUUUCAAGACUACGAAAGAUGGGUUCGUCCUGUGGAACACCUGAAUGACAAAAUAAAAAUAAAGUUUGGCCUUGCAAUAUCUCAAUUAGUGGACGUGGAUGAGAAAAAUCAGUUAAUGACAACAAAUGUCUGGUUGAAACAGGAAUGGAUAGAUGUAAAAUUAAGAUGGAACCCUGACGACUAUGGUGGAAUAAAAGUUAUACGUGUCCCUUCAGACUCUCUCUGGACCCCAGACAUUGUUUUGUUUGACAAUGCAGAUGGUCGAUUUGAAGGGACCAGUACGAAAGCAGUCGUCAGGUACAAUGGCACCAUCACCUGGACCCCACCGGCAAACUACAAAAGUUCCUGUACCAUAGAUGUCACAUUUUUCCCAUUUGAUCUUCAAAACUGUUCCAUGAAAUUUGGUUCUUGGACUUAUGACGGGUCCCAGGUUGACAUAAUUCUAGAGGACCAAGAUGUAGACAAGAGAGACUUUUUUGAUAAUGGAGAAUGGGAAAUCGUGAGUGCAACGGGGAGCAAGGGAAACAGGACUGACAGCUGUUGCUGGUAUCCUUAUGUCACGUACUCGUUUGUAAUUAAGCGUCUGCCCCUCUUUUAUACCUUGUUCCUUAUUAUACCCUGUAUCGGGCUCUCGUUUCUAACUGUACUUGUCUUCUAUCUUCCUUCAAACGAAGGUGAAAAGAUUUGUCUGUGCACUUCCGUACUGGUCUCUUUGACUGUCUUCCUGCUGGUUAUUGAAGAGAUCAUACCCUCCUCUUCAAAAGUCAUACCGCUGAUCGGAGAGUACCUGGUGUUCACCAUGAUCUUUGUAACACUGUCCAUUAUGGUCACUGUCUUUGCUAUCAACAUUCAUCACCGUUCUUCCUCCACGCAUGAGGCGAUGGCACCGUGGGUCCGUAAGGUAUUUCUUCACAAGCUUCCCAAACUGCUUUGCAUGAGAAGCCACGCAGACAGGUACUUCACCCAGAAAGAGGAAACCGAGAGUGCUGGUGGACCAAAACCUUCGAGAAACACAUUGGAGGCUGCGCUGGAUUCCAUUCGCUACAUUACAAGACACAUCAUGAAGGAGAAUGAUGUCCGUGAGGUUGUUGAAGAUUGGAAAUUCAUAGCCCAGGUGCUUGAUCGGAUAUUUCUGUGGAGUUUUCUUCUGGUUUCAAUUGUUGGAUCGCUUGGGCUUUUUGCUCCUGUUAUUUAUAAAUGGGCAAACAUAACAGUACCAGUUCAUAUUGGAAAUGCAAAUAACUGAAACUUCCCAAGGGGUUGAAGUAUGAAUUGUUACCAAACAUAUAUCUUGUGGCACCUAUAAAAUUAGGUAAAUGUAAAUUGUGUUUAAAAUUUGAUGCAAGCCUUAACAGAUUAACAAUUGCUAACAUUGGUUUAUCUUAAUAGAUCGUCCAUUAGAACAUCUGCCUGCAUAACUGAAGUAAUAACUGAUGGAAUAACAUUUAAUCUUCUAAAAAGAGUAGCAAAAUAUUAUCCAAAAUGUACCAGUGAAAACCUAAUGUUUGUAUCUUGGCAAAUAAUACUAAAUUCAUUAUCAACAGUGAAGUUAAUCAGUUCAUCUUUUGAUGAACUUAACUGUUGUGCUGGAAAAUUCCAAUUGUAUUUGAAGACUGAUUUUUAAAGCUUUCUGUGCAUUUGGUAAAGGUAUAUGCAGGUACUUCAAAAAAUUCAUGGAAAGAUUGGUAUUAUCUUUUAAUUCUAUUUUUCCACGAACUUUUUGAAGUACCUUCAUACACUUUAAAUUCUUUCUGUCCUGUAUUCACUGAGUAACAGCUAAUCUUUAGUUUAAUAUUAUACUGCUAUGUAAAAUAAGCUGACAACUUGAUAUAACUUAUGUGAUCCUGCUUUUCUAUAGUGAACGUUUUUAAUAAAUGAUAA
Messenger RNA from Galeopterus variegatus (Sunda flying lemur), 2067 nucleotides. RefSeq names its product cholinergic receptor, nicotinic, alpha 5 (neuronal) (gene CHRNA5). Lineage: Eukaryota; Metazoa; Chordata; Mammalia; Dermoptera; Cynocephalidae. The record is from RefSeq and is a predicted model, not a curated record. Gene Ontology annotation, molecular function: transmembrane signaling receptor activity; acetylcholine-gated monoatomic cation-selective channel activity. The transcript is spliced from 6 exons. Gene Ontology annotation, cellular component: synapse; neuron projection; postsynaptic membrane. The coding region runs from base 26 to 1432 and encodes 468 amino acids. Gene Ontology annotation, biological process: monoatomic ion transmembrane transport; regulation of membrane potential; nervous system process.